Loa loa (African eye worm) is the source of this 309-nucleotide messenger RNA. RefSeq lists its product as hypothetical. The transcript is spliced from 2 exons. Lineage: Eukaryota; Metazoa; Nematoda; Chromadorea; Rhabditida; Onchocercidae. The coding region runs from base 1 to 309 and encodes 102 amino acids. The record is from RefSeq and is a predicted model, not a curated record.
AUGACGGAUGGAGAGACAGAUAGACACGCACAUACGGACACACACACGCGCACACAUACACACACACAUACACACACACACACACACACACACACGCACACACAUACAUAUACACAGACAGCAUAUACAAACAACAGUCGGAAGACUUCACCAAAACUGGCUUGUUUAACGGUGCGAAAAGGCAAAGCUGGCUGCAAGGUUGCUCGGGUAGAUGGACGUAACGGAAUGGAAAGUGGACAGGAAGCUAAGGCAGCUAUCAAGAAUGUUUGCUAUCGCGGAUCUGUCCACUCAAGCUUUCUUCUUAUUUAA